Molecule: messenger RNA, 2604 nt
Organism: Trichogramma pretiosum
Lineage: Eukaryota; Metazoa; Arthropoda; Insecta; Hymenoptera; Trichogrammatidae
Gene: crc
Product: myb-like protein Q
Exons: 3
Coding region: 1012-2241 (409 amino acids)
Biological process (GO): regulation of transcription by RNA polymerase II
Cellular component (GO): nucleus
Molecular function (GO): DNA-binding transcription activator activity, RNA polymerase II-specific; RNA polymerase II transcription regulatory region sequence-specific DNA binding
Source: RefSeq, a predicted model, not a curated record
GUUAGUGGUUAUACGCGCACGCGUCGAUAUAACGAGCCUAUUUUUUCUGCUUCUACAUCGACGCAUUACCUGGCAGUUUCAGUGGUGUCUACGUGACGAGAAGCGAGUAAAAUUCAUAGGAGUCAUUGCCGCGUGCCAUUAGUGCGAUAAGUGCCGAGUGUCGUUGACUUGGUGCAUGGUGUUUGCUCGUCGACUUUGCUCGUCGAGUCGCCAAGGCAUAACUGCGUAGUUGUUGACUCUGUGCGCGCGAGUCUCGUAUCAGUGGGUGCGUGCGUGCGCGUUCGUGUGUCAGUGCGAAAAGCGAUCGUCGAGUUGAGUGCCGCGCGGCUGCCCGACAAAGGCUUGCCGAUCCGCCGAUCGCGAAGCCGGACUCUGUUUGCCAUUCGCCUCAUAACCGUGAUACUGGCAGCCAACGUCCCGGAGCGCCCUACGACUUGGCCGCUCUUGCUUCUGUUGAGUGCUGCAGCUUUGCUAGCUCGAUCCCGAGUAGCUGCCAGAGAGCGACCAGUAGCGGCAGCAGCGCAAAUUGGCCGCGAUUUUUUCAACCGAUCAACAAGUCUUGAGCAAGCAUCUCCAUGCUGGAGUGUGCUAAUGUUGUAUAAUAGCAUGCAGUUCGCAUAUCGUUACACGUGGAACAAAGAGAUCAUCGUGAACUCGCAGAAGCUCGUAAAGAGACGCUGAAAGUCGAGAAUCCGCCAGAGCCGCCGCCCCCGACGCUGACCGAACAUCCAUCCUUUUUACCAUCCUCUCCUGCCCGUACGAGCAGCAAUAAGAGAUACCCUAACGCGUCAACGUUGAACCCUCGAAAUAAGCUAAUUCACGGCUGGCUCCCACUCUAUCCAUUUGGCUCUGAUGUUAACGAGGGCCUAACUUCUGACUACCUCGUACCCGAUUAUCGUCUUGUCAUCCUCUUCCUUGCGGUGCAUCUCUCUUCCACCAUCCAAAGAAUUCCACUGGUCGUCGCGUGCCGUAGCACACGAGUCGCGCGCACUCAUCCAAAGGAGCAGAAUUAUGGCAGCUAUGUGUUUUAAUGAAUCACUCAACGACUGGCUCGAGAAAAAGAUAGACCUGCCGAUUUUCUCCGAUAUUAUAACACCGGAAUGCGUACCAAAUCGAUCGGCUGUGGUUUACCCCAACAUCCAAAAACCACAGCCCCAGAUAAUACCGCAAGUAGCGCCUCAGUACCUGAUUGUUGAACAACCGCAGCAUGUGCCGCAGCAGCAACUGCAACACCAUCAGCACCAGAUUCAACACCAUCAAUUCCACCACCAACAGCAACAGCAGCAGCAACAAUUAAUGCAAAUUGACGAAACUCAGUCUUUGCUACGCGAAUUUGAGACUGUUCUCGGCGAUGUCGAGGCUUGCCACCAAAUUCAAUACAGCCCUUCGGCUUUGACACCACCGCAAUCGCCGCCGCCCAAGAUCCAGCAAAAAUUACUCGUCACUCUACAGCCGUUGCAACACGAACAGCAGGUUCCCACCUUCAACUCUUUCUAUCAGCAGCAACAGCAACAGCAACCGAGACUAACGGAAUCAACCAUUCUAAACGCACCAGUUCAGCACCAACAGUCUCAGUUGCACCAACAAUUCAACAUCAAUUCCUUGCCACUGAACAACAGUUCGACUGUACAGCACUCGUUGGCUGCCGGUCAAAUAGGUGGACAAUGGGCUGCAGGGAAUCUGUCGUUGGACUCUUUGAGCCAAGCAAGUACCGAUGUCGCGUCGGUUGACGAGGAACUGGCUAAAGUCGACGAGUACGUGCUCAGCUGUGUCGAAGAUGCGAUUGGAGGAAGCAGUGGAAACUCGGCUGCUUCGUGCACAUCGUCUUCGUCCCCGGCUUCGCCUUGCACCAGUUCCAAUGGUAGUUGCAUGUCAUCCGAGGAUUCGAAUGACGAUCCAGAGUGGUCGCUCGAAUCUGCUGCUAAUGAUCAAGCUGCUGCAUCAGCUGUUCGCGGCAAGCCCGCUCGCGGUGCUGGGCGUAAACCUCGCGCCAGCAAUAAACCCUACUCGCGCCCCAAUGCUGAGGACAAGCGCUCUCGCAAAAAAGAACAAAACAAGAACGCUGCAACGCGUUACCGUCAAAAAAAGAAGCAGGAAAUCAAGAUGAUAAUCGGCGAGGAGCAGGAGUUAGUCAAUAAAAAUGAAAAGCUUAAAGAGAACGUUAAAGAUCUGGAACGAGAAAUCGGUUACUUGAAAAAGCUCAUGCGCGAUUUGUUCAAGGCCAAAGGCAUGAUCAAAUAGUCAUGAGCUCAGGAAUAACUUGCGCUUACAUUUUAGCUUAAACCAGUUUGUCAGUAGUGAAAUGAAAGCAAAUACUACCGAGCUUUCAUAGAGAUAGAUUCUUUACACAGCUUAAUUCCAUUCUGAGAGUCGUACUCAUUUAUUACUUUUUUACUACAAAGGUACUUUACUGUGCUAUUGUUUUUUUUAUCGUACAUUUAAUUUUUUAACACUCUUAUCGACUUAUUAAAGGUGGUUUUUCAAUUUUGAUUUCCGUUAAUAUCCAUUGUUACUUUAGAGUUCUCCCUACUUUUUUAAAUAAGUUAUUCAGCCAUUUUUAUCAUUUACCCUUAACUUUUAUUAAAAAUUAAUUUUUCUAAUGGA